Molecule: messenger RNA, 1152 nt
Organism: Erythranthe guttata (spotted monkey flower)
Lineage: Eukaryota; Viridiplantae; Streptophyta; Magnoliopsida; Lamiales; Phrymaceae
Source: RefSeq, a predicted model, not a curated record
ACGUGGCACUCUCUAUACACGUGUCGACUUUUGGCAUGGCCAACUAUCUCUGUUCUAACACCUUAUAACACACCACCUUCCUCCAUACUGAACAGCAUCUCAGAUAUUAUUAUAUCUCAUAUUACCGACAAAAGUUUGCAAAAAAAAAAAGGAAGAAAAAAUCAAAGGUGGUAAAAAUGGCGGCCAUGGCUAUAACCAAAACUGCAAUGCUAAACCUUUCAAAUUCAUUUUCCCAGAAAUACCCCUCCAUCCAUCUUCACCACAAGCUCUCUAGGGUUUCCUUCGCUUCCGCUUCCAGAUUUCCCGAGGGACGAACGGCGGAAGAUGACCGGAGAAGAGAGAAGAGUCCGUACAACGCCGUCGAAUCGGUGGACAAAGCAAAAGACAAGUUCCAAGAAAUGAAGGGCAAAGCUACGGAGUACACCGAUCAAAUGAAGGACAAGGCGGGCGGCGCCGCCGCGGAGGUCGGUGACAAAGCUACAGAAGCGAAAGAUGCGGCGGCCGGAAAGGUUGAAGAAGCUAAGGACGGUUUGGGCGACGCCGCCCGAGGUGCAAAAGAGAAUGUGACGGAGAAAGCAAACGAGAUGAACGAGAAGACAAAGGAGAAUUUGGGCUCCAUGGCCGACAAGGCCUACGAGAUGAAAGAGAAAACGAUGGAGUCCGCCGGAAACAUUGCCGACAAGAGAAAAGAGCAGGCCGUGGACGCCGCCGGAGCCGCCGGGCAGAAGAUGAAGGAGGUGGCGCGCGACGCGGAGGAGACGACGAAGGGUGUGGCGGGGAAGGUGGCGGAGACGGCGGAGAGCAUUACGGAGAAGGCGAAGCAGACCGUGCAGGGCGCGUGGGAGGCGGCGAAGGACACUACCGAGAAGAUCGGUGAGGAAAUCGGAGGAGGAUGAUGUGGAGGAUCACGUGAAGAAGCGGGAGUUGAUUGGGAGAAGGUUAUAGAGGGUAAACAACAUAACCCACUGUGUUAAUGGAACCUGCGUCAAAUCCCCUGUAUUGUAUUUUUUUCCUUGGGUAAAAUUCCAUGUGUAUUAUUUUGCUUUGCGCAAAUUUCUCUUUAUUGUGUAAAAUUCCCUUAUGUAUUGUUUUACUUUGCGCGAAAUUCUGUUAAAAUUUAACAUCAUUAACUAUAGAGGGAAUUUUAUAUAA